UGUGCCUUCCAGAAGGGCUCUGCCCCACCUCCCACCCAGCUAGUCGACCCAAGUCACGAAGACAACCCGCCCACGAUGUCCAAAGCAGCUCCCGCCAAAAAACCGGCGGCUGCGGCCCCGCCUCCGGGAUGUACCCUGGAUAUCAACGACCCCCAGGUCCAGAAGGCAGCCAUUCGCAUCCAGGCCUCUUACAGGGGCCACAGGUCCCGGAAGGAACUUCGCGAGAAGGGGCCACCGCGAGUGCUGGAGCCACUGAAGGACGUGGUGCUGAUCGAGGGCAGCGCGGCCAAGCUGACUUGCCGCAUUUCGGCUUUCCCGGACCCAUUCAUCCGCUGGAGCAAGGACGGCAAGGAGCUGCGUGACGGGCCCAAGUACCGUUACGUCUUCGAAGACCCUGACGUAGUCGCCCUGGUGGUGCGCGACGGCGAGCUGGCAGACCUGGGCCAGUACAGCAUCAACGUAACCAACCCCUUCGGCCAGUGCUCUGACUCGGCGCGCAUCUUGGUGGAAGUCCCUGCGAAGAUUCAAAAGGGACCGGAUAACACUAAGGCGCGCAAAGGCGCCACGGUGACGCUGACUGCGGAGAUCAUGGGCGAGCCUGCGCCCGACGUAGGCUGGACCAAGGACGGGGAGGACAUCGAGGAGGAUGACAGGGUGUUCUUCGAGAUCGGCAGUACCACCACGACGCUGACCAUCCGCCGGGCCACCCCAGAGGAUAGCGGCAAGUACGAGGUCUACGUGGAGAACAGCCUGGGCAUGGACCAGAGCUUCGCUCGCGUGGACGUGGCCUGAAAGAGAAAGCUUGGACCUUUCGCCCUGGCUCCAAGCUCCGGGGUGGGUGGGACCGACAACCCUCCUCCAUCUUGCUUAAUAAAGCUGCUCUCUCUGACCCUC
Molecule: messenger RNA, 894 nt
Organism: Suricata suricatta (meerkat)
Lineage: Eukaryota; Metazoa; Chordata; Mammalia; Carnivora; Herpestidae
Gene: SPEGNB
Product: SPEG neighbor
Exons: 5
Coding region: 76-792 (238 amino acids)
Biological process (GO): homophilic cell-cell adhesion
Cellular component (GO): plasma membrane
Molecular function (GO): protein binding
Source: RefSeq, a predicted model, not a curated record